Molecule: messenger RNA, 2714 nt
Organism: Cygnus atratus (black swan)
Lineage: Eukaryota; Metazoa; Chordata; Aves; Anseriformes; Anatidae
Gene: GSDMA
Product: gasdermin A
Exons: 9
Coding region: 12-1703 (563 amino acids)
Biological process (GO): pyroptotic inflammatory response; defense response to bacterium
Molecular function (GO): phosphatidylserine binding; phosphatidylinositol-4,5-bisphosphate binding; phosphatidylinositol-4-phosphate binding
Source: RefSeq, a predicted model, not a curated record
GGUAACGGAGCAUGGCGGCAGACCGCAGAAUGACUGGUCAGCAAAAAAGCUUUCGGGCGAGGACUUUGCAUCUGCAGCUGUUUGCUGACUUUGCCCUUAAAAUAAGUCUGGUGCUUCCGGAGCCGGCCAGGAAGCAGGCAGGGAGCAGCUGCCUCGCCCCACUGCUGACAGACGCCUGCAUCACUCCAGCGGCACAGACGCACGCCCCAGCCUUUCCCACCGCCUGCGAGAAUUUAUCAAGCCGCAGCAGAAUGUUUAAAAAAGUCACCCAAUAUGUGGCAAAGCAAAUGGAUCCAAAUGGAGAGCUGGUUCCAGUCGAAAGUAUCGUCGACCAAGACCAUUUCAGAACCCUCUGUCUAGUCAGAAGAAAAAGAAAAACCGCAUUCCGCCAAUUUCCCUCCUACAAACGGACAGAAUAUAAACUCCACGACGUGCUGCUGCCUGGAAAAGACGAUAAAAGUGAUGAGUCCCUUCUCUGCGGAGACCAGCAAGACUCGAUGCAGUAUGCAACCGCAGGAAGUGCCUGUGACAAAGUCGAUGGGGCUGUGAGCCUUCCCAUCGAACCCGUGCUGGUAGAACUAGGAGGGUCUGCCUCUUCCUCCAAAACGUGGUCCAUCAAGAUGGAAAAAAGGCACGUACCAGCACCACAACUCGAGGUGCUGAACAAAGAAAGAAAAGUCAACACGAAUCACCCCUUCAUUCAGCAACUACGGAAGAUGCAACAGAAUUUAUACGUGGUUCACGAAACGAUAGAAGCCUCAGAGGAGGUCGGCUAUGAAGAAUCCACCAAGGCAACAGGAAAAAUCAUGGCCCAGCUUUAUGCCAAGUUUUUUGCAAAGGUUUGGUUUCUCUCCAGCUCAGGAGUCAGUCCUUCCUGGCCCCCUGCAUUGCCAUUCAGGCCAGUAACAGAUUUUUUUUUUAUUUUAUUUUUUUUAACCAACCAGGCUACCAGCAUGAGGAAACAAAGCAUAACCAUACCCAAGGGCUGCAUCCUAGCCUUCAGGGUGAUCCAGGUGACCAUUGAAGAUGCGGAAUGGGGUAUUCAUUAUAUCCCAGAGAAUAAUACAUCAACAUUCGUAUCUGAUGGUAUCACACAAGGACAAUUUGGAGUGCUGCAGAAAGAAGUAAAGCAGAACUGCCAAGCUUUCUCCCAGUUGCCUGCUGAUCUGAGGGGCACGUUUUUAGAAGCCAUCAAAGCUGUGUUGAGAGACAAGGACAUCUUUCAAGAAUUGGCCCAGAAAAUGGAAGCAGUUUAUUAUGAAACUAAUAUUUGUGAGCUGACAACACAGAGCCCAAAGCUAAAAGACGUGCUGAGCAGCUUACAGUCUCUUUCAAGAAACAAGCUCCAUAGCCUGGCAGAAGCAAUUUACUACACUCUCGAUGCUCUCAGUGAGCAAACAGAGGAACAGCGGCUGGUCUUGCUAGAAUCCCUGGAAAAGGAGGCUGUGCGACAUCAGCGUAACCUGGUUGAGAGGUUCUUCAAAUGCAAGACAGAAGACACGGAGGUGCGUUCUGGUGGGGAUGACAUCUUGCUCCCCUUCUUAGCGGAUGGGGAAGAUAAGACAACCAUCGCAAUGCUCGAGAUGAGUGGAGUGAGGAUCCAGGAAAAUGAACUUGCUAUCUGUGACCAAGAAGGCUUCUUAGCCCUCGAAGCCCUGUACGCAUCUCUGUAUUCACUAGAUCUCCUGAGUAACUCAGAAUAGGCUACACAUGUCCUCAGUUAGGGCUGAUUUAAAGGGAGCGAUUUAACAAUGUAAUUGAAAAGCUAUUACCUUAAGUCUCUUUUGAAAUUUUAUCCCUGUGUAGGCGAGGCACCCUUUUAAGUGCUCAGAGAUGCUUUUCCCACCCAUUUCUGAGCAGAUUUAAAUCAACAAAGCUGCUAAUAGAAGCCUGAGGCUGGAUAUCAACAUUAAUUUUUCCCCCAUAUGAAUGUAGAGUGCUAACUGAAUAACCCACUACCCCAGAGAGUCCCAGUCCCGUCAGCUGUACUGCACAUGAUCACUUUUAAUGAAAAAAAUUAAUCAAAAAGGUACAGAGAUACACUGCAAUCAUUCACAAAUACUUGGAAGGUGAAGGCCUGGGUGCAUUUCCAUCCCUGUGCGACAGCGGGGAGCCCUGGGACCUCAGGGCAUUUUGGUGUCCCACACGCAGUGAAACGGCGCCGUGACCCCACAGCAACACCCCCCAAGUGGUAGUGAGGCGUAAGGGCUACAAAGAUGGUUAGAGGGCUGGAGUACGUCUUGUAUGAGGACAGGCUGAAAGAACCAGGCCUGUUCAGGCUGGAAAAGAGAAGUCUGAGGGGAGACCUCAUUAAUGUAUUAAUGGUAUUGAGAGGAUGGAGCCGGUCUCUUUUCAGUUGUGCCCAGCGGCAGGACGAGAAGCGGCGGGCACAAACUGAAGCACAGGAGGUUCUGGCUGAAUGGGGGGGAGGCACUUCUUUACUGUGAGGUGACAGAGCAUCGAAACGGGUUGCCCUGAGAGGUUUUGGAGUCUCCUUCUCCGGAGAUACCCAAAACCCAGGUGGGUGCCAUCCUGUGCAAGGGGCUCUGUGUGACCCUGCUCGGCAGGGGGGUUGGACUGCGUGGUCUCCAGGGGUCCCUUCCAACCUCAGCCAUUCUGUUUUUGUGAUUCUGUGAAAUGAUUACUGCUUUAAAAUAAUGACACGAAUGUCCUGAGCGCUGCUUAAUAAAGAACAAUCCCUUAUGGAACACCGG